GUUCUCUUUCGUAGUGCAUCGCCUCCGUCAACCUUAACGGAAUAUUCUGAUGGUGGCGUCUAAUGUAUUGCUCCUACUUAAGUCUUCUCACAUCUACACCUUUUGGUCACCAGGCCAGUACGAAAUAUUUAUGUCCACCUUCAAUCAAUCCUCUUGGUCGUACUAGAAUUGAACGACGCAAUAUGGCAUCUUCUUUGAAGGCUCGCCUUCGAGCGACCUGGGAUACUUUACUCAUCGAUCGGCACAUGAUCUGCCAGAUGUUCAAGGGAUCUGUUCCGGUAGCCAUAUCUCUAGCUUUCUAUCAGAGCACUGCCGUGUCCGAGGUCUAUACAUCUUUGGGAUUCCUAGUGUCUAUCAUUUCUGUCGUUACAGUCAAUGUUCUACCCCGCGCAAAGUUGAUCGAAAUGACAUUUAACAUCUGUCUCUACACUGCCAUAGCAAUCCCGAUCACCAUGCUUUCCACUUGGUCUGGCAUUCAGGCUCGGCACCAUACGGAUCCACAGAAUCUGCACCAGUAUAAUUCUUCACAGAGUGCAAUCACCGCCAUUUGGCUUUUCUGUAACAUAUUGGUGAGCAACAGUAUGCAGGCUCGGUAUCCUGCACUUCUCAUCCCGACGAUUCUCUACAACAUUUUCGUCAUCGUCCAGUAUACUUCCUGCUCACGAUUCCAUACCUGGGAGCAAUGCUGGAGCCUGAUCUAUCUUACUACUCGAUGCUAUUACACCGGAGUCGCGAUCUCCUUCGUAAGUGGUAUGGUAAUAUUUCCAGUCACUUGUCGAACCGAGAUAUUCGAACUUCAAGAAAAGUUUCUCCAUGGCGUUCGCGAAAUGCUUACCGAAUCUGGAGAGUAUUUGGAGACACUUCAAGCAAUCUCGGCGUUUUCUGUUGAUCAGAAAGAACCGGAUUUACGAGCAACAAUGGCAAAGGUCAAGGGCACAUACGUGCAAAUACAUCGAGAUCUUGCCAUGGCAAAACGAGAGUUUGCUUGGGGAAAGCUAUCAGCCAAGGAUAUUGGCCACAUGAGUGACCUCUGUCGCAGAAUUUUGAUGCCGCUGAGCGGUAUUGCUCAUCUUCCGGACAUCUUGAAACAAGUUCAAAAGGACGGGGGUUGGGCUCCGUCCGAUUAUGAAUCUAAAAUGAAAAUUGGCCAUGCGGAAAUGGAGAAACCUUUAUCAUCGCACGAUUCAGAAGAAUACGACAGGAUCUGGCGAAACUCCAUUGGAGCUCUCCUUGACUCUGCGCAUAGCGUAAUUGCCCUUACAAAGGAUGGCAUCGAACAUGCUGCGCUUCAGCUUGAGAUCAGUCAUCCUGCGACGAAAAGUAAAUUUUCCUUCGGAGCGAAUGCCACCAAUGCAAACAAUAUCGACGUGGAAGCAGAUGGGCAAACGAUAAAUCCUGGCAAUGCUCAAUUUUCACAGCUUCUAGAGGCAAAGUUGAGCGAAUUCAUGGAACGACGUACGGAGGCCUUAACGGUCUGGGCGAAUAGCGAGAGCAGGACAUCCAAUCCAUUGCCGAAUCCAACUUGCCACGAUUCAGACAAAAGUUUAGACGAGUCAUCCGGUACAAAAGUGCACAGGGAUCGCAAGCAACUGUAUUUGAUUCUAUACAUGCAACACAUGAUCCAUAGUACUGGUGUAGCAGUGCUUAACUUGUCACGAUUUUCCGAUGGCGUUGUUGCUAAUGGAACCAUGUCCAGGAAUAAGCUCAUAGUACCUUCCCUAAGAAGAGUCUGGAAUUGGUUUCUCAGUGUAUAUGACACCACAGAUACGCCAUUGCCUGACGAUGACAGACCUAAUCGAAAAGAUGAAAGGAAUCUCAUGUGGAAGACGACAAACCAAAUCGCGCACGACAUCGAUCAUCUCUCACCCCGAAACGCCUACGAAAGAUUUGGAGUUAAGGUCCGAAGGUUCCAGUCGUUUCUUAGGGGACCAGAACUCAGCUUUGGCUUUAGAUCAGCAUGUGCUACCAUGUCAUGUGCGAUCAUCGCAUACCUCCAUCAGACUCAGGAGAUCUUCACUCAUUACCGGCUCAUUUGGUCCGUCAUUAUAGCAGCUAUCGGAGCGAACAUGUCAGCAGGGCAAUCUGGAGUAUCUUACUUCCUCCGAAUCCUUGGUUCUUUCGCGGCCUUGAUCAUCUGUUAUGCUGUGUGGUAUAUUCCUAACGGGAAUGUUCCAGGCGUCAUCGUGGUGAUGUGGUUCGUAGCGUUCUUGCAGAUGUACUUCCUGCUCAGAUGGCCCAAGUAUAUCAUUGGGUGGCUGGUCAUCUUCAUCACUGAAGUUCUUACGAUCGGUUACGAGCUUCAAGUCAGUAAAAUCGGCGUCAAAGCUGCGGAAUCAGGUGGAAUCUACGUUUUCCCGCCCUACUACGUGGCAGCUUUGCGGGUAGCCUGUGUGCUGUGGGGUACCUGUGCAUCCAUCGUCUUCACGUACCUUCCAUACCCUAUUACCGCCAGAGGGCUCCUCCGUUCACAGAUUGCAGUCAACAUGGAGCUCCUCGCAAACUACCACGCCGUCGUACAUUCUACUAUCAAAGCCAGGCUUCGUAACACUGAGGGCGACGCAGCCGACAAGGACAGCCGCGGCCGUGUCUUGUCGCACACACGAAAAGCAAUGUUUAACAAAAUCAUGUUUCUGAAUGCUCAGGUCUCGCACAACGUAUACCUCCAAAAGUACGAACCAAGUCUAGGUGGGCGAUUUCCUAUAGCGACGUUCCAGAACAUUACCUCACAACUUAGUCUUCUCCUCGAAUAUGUCUCGCUCAUGUCCUAUGCAACGCAGGUCUGGUCAUCAAACAACCCAGACGGAUCUCUGCACUAUCAUGAUGGAGAUCGCAAGUGGCUUGUGGAUCUUUCGAAACUGAUCGGACCAGUAAACGCCACAGAGCUCAGCGUGAGCUCGAUGUUCUGUCAGCUCUCAGCUGCUGUUUCCACAGGCCGAUCACUGCCACCGCGCUUAAAUCUGCCGAAAGGAUAUCAUUUGUCGGAGAAGCUUUCGGCACUUGACCCCAAUAUCCUAAGUAGUCAGCAUAUGCAGGAGACUGGCUACUCUGCAUUCGCAGUCAUGGAGGUUAUUUCCAACAUGAUUACAAGCGAACUAGAGGUUCUUGUAACCCAUAUCGAGAGCCUAGUUGGCGUUGUUGACUUUAACUAGCUAGAACCUAAUAUGUAUGAGACCACGUAGCGUAU
Messenger RNA from Aaosphaeria arxii CBS 175.79, 3184 nucleotides. RefSeq lists its product as uncharacterized. The transcript is spliced from 8 exons. NCBI's taxonomy places the organism in Eukaryota, Fungi, Ascomycota, Dothideomycetes, Pleosporales. The annotation marks the transcript as partial. The record is from RefSeq and is a predicted model, not a curated record.